Bactrocera oleae (olive fruit fly) is the source of this 1050-nucleotide messenger RNA. RefSeq lists its product as uncharacterized. The record is from RefSeq and is a predicted model, not a curated record. Lineage: Eukaryota; Metazoa; Arthropoda; Insecta; Diptera; Tephritidae.
CAUAUAAAAGCUAAGGGUGCAGCUGUGCAGAAAUCAGUCGAUCGAUUGCUAACUUACCGAUUUCAAGGUAUAUCAAUCAGUCUAUAAAACAGUUUCGAGUAUGAAGUAUUUUUUGGCUUUGACUUUCGCUGCGGUCGCCUUUGCUGCCACAAUAAAAGGUCCUGACUUCAGGCCAUCACCAAUCACUGAAGACAGUGAAAUUGAAGUGAUCUACGAGAAUGAAGAUGGUACUCAAGAAAUUGCUCCUUUCUUCAUCUUGUCAUGGCAGGCACGUCGCAUGAUUCGCAAAUUGCAAAAGGAAAUGCCUUGUGGCUUCCCAGAAUACGGCAUUCCCCCACUAGCGCCAUUAAAGAAGAGCGAAGUUGAUGUACAUUUUGAAAGUGGAAUGCUGGAAACCUUUGAUGAGCUCAGCCGUUUGCGUCUGGAUGGCUUAGAUGAUUUCGUAAUCAAUAGAUUCAAGCUAAAUAUAAUUCUGUCGAAGGUCACUUUCGAUAUCACCUUCAGCAACAUUCGUGCUUCUGCAUCACACUACGACACUAAGACAAUUGUGGAUGGUUUGCGUCAGCUGGGUCUCUCCGUGCAAUACGAAGGUGAUGGUACUUUGGACUUUGGCUUGAAAAAUUUGCGUGUUGCUGGUACCUUGAAAUACAAGAUCCCUAUGUUGUGGGGAUCCAUGAGAAUUACCUCGUUGAAAGUUACCAUCACCGUAGAGAGUUGCAAUUCAGAAAUCAACGGUUUCUUCGGUGAAGGUAAAUUAAAUAGGCUGCUUAAUGACAAACUCGCAAGUUUGAUCGAAUCCGGCAUUAACGACAACCAACAAUUAAUCUCCGAGACCAUUGAGAACACUUUAGUGCCACGUGUAAACAAAAAGCUUAAGGGUAAAGAUUUCUGGACUAUUCUCGAUGCAAUUUUAUCUAGCGACGAUGGUACUAGUGAAGAUGACCCCAUUGUGACCAAGUGUGUGGCACCCGAAGAUCCUUGGGCUUAAAUAUAUUUUACUAGUUCAAAUAAAUGAUAAAAUUGUGUGAAUAACCAAACACAAGCAUUUUA